This is a messenger RNA of Penicillium verrucosum, 687 nucleotides long. RefSeq lists its product as uncharacterized. The transcript has 2 exons. NCBI's taxonomy places the organism in Eukaryota, Fungi, Ascomycota, Eurotiomycetes, Eurotiales, Aspergillaceae. Bases 1 to 687 code for a protein of 228 amino acids. The record is from RefSeq and is a predicted model, not a curated record.
AUGGCUUCACCUUCCAUUAUCCCAAUCAUUACUCGCCAGCUCACAACCACUUCUAGCUUCCUGACUUCACCGAUCGUUGAGAUUAUCGUUGGACAAGGUGACGAUGAGACUGUUAUGACAGCUCAUCAGUCCCUCCUGAUGGAGUCGCCACUACUAGCCGAGUUGGUUGACAAAUUUGAAGCGUCGGGCCCGCGACGCAUCACCCUGCCAGAAGAGAACGUCGAUGCCUUCAGUUGCUUCCUUCAGUUCCAGUAUACGCGUGAUUACACUGUGGUUCAAACAGAAACACCCGGGGAAACAGCUGAAGACAAAAGUGGUGACGAGUUGCUGCGCCAUGCGCGCAUCUACACCCUGGCAGAGAAGCUGGGCCUGCCAACGCUCCAGCGUAUUGCCCAUGGCAAGAUUCAUAAGGUCAAGAGCUCACCUAACGCGGAGCUUUCAUAUGCCCGUUAUGUAUACACUCAUACACCAACGGCAGACACUACGAUUCGGAAGCCUGUGGCGACUUACUGGGCGAACCAAGCCCACGUAUUACGCCAGGAGGUUGGGGAUGAAUUUAAGAAGCUGUGCAUUGAAGUCUCGGAGUUUUCCUUUGAUGUUUUGAAUAUCAUUCUGGAUCGUAAGUUGAAGAACGGAUCGGUGGAUGAGGUCAAAGGAAGUGCGCGCAAGCGUAGAAGAGACAUCUAG